Lobosporangium transversale is the source of this 694-nucleotide messenger RNA. RefSeq lists its product as hypothetical. The record is from RefSeq and is a predicted model, not a curated record. NCBI's taxonomy places the organism in Eukaryota, Fungi, Mortierellomycota, Mortierellomycetes, Mortierellales, Mortierellaceae. The coding region runs from base 76 to 669 and encodes 197 amino acids. The transcript has a single exon.
UUUUUUUUUUUUUCCAUUCCUUCAACUCUCUCUCACCUCGUUCGAAAAACUUCAAACCCCCUCUACAUUCUCACCAUGAAGUCCGCUUUUAUCGCCAUUGCUGCCUCUGCCCUUGCCUCCGUUGCCUCGGCUCAAGUUCUCUCCUUCGGAUACCCCAUCGGUGCCAGCGUUUGGGAUCUUUCCAAGCCUAACUCUCUCUAUGUUCAGUGGACCAAUGACUGCAAGAGCUUGAACAAGACCACUUUUGACAUCAACUUGAACAUGCAGCGCCCUGAUGGCGUUCAGGAUAAGGUCCCUGGUGUCACUGCCCCCAUCGGUACCCUUGACUGCAAGAGCAAGGGCAGGUCCACCGUCACGAUCCCUGACACCGUUGCCUCCGGCAGCUUGUACUCCAUCUAUGUCAGCCACGGUGAUGAUGGACAGUCUUACUCUGCUCUCUUCACCAUCAACAACCCCAAGGUCCCAAGCACGCCUGCUUCCACCAGCAAGGCUGCCACCACCACCGGUGGUGCUUCCGCCACCCCUACCAAGGCAAACCCCACCACCGCCGCCGCCACAAAGCCCUCUAGCAGUCCCACUCCCUCUGACAAGCCCAGCAGUGCUGGUGCCUUGAAGGUUGGCUCAACCGCUGCCUUGGUCAUUGUUGCCGCUGCUGGUUUGAUGCUCUAAAGGAGAGAACAAAAACAAAACAAAA